AUGAACGCAUUUCCCGCAACUAAAAAAUAUGAUGAAAUUGUUAGUAAAAUUAAUGAAGGAAUAAAAUUGGUACGUGAUUUGGCACCAUUCACACCACAAACAAUUCUUAUCAAGCAUCCAACAAUGGAAUAUUGUUGCUCUCUAAAAGGUUACGGAAUUGACAAAAUCGAUUAUGAUGUCAUUUCCUUCAAUGAACCAUCAUUCAAUGCUUAUCAUGUUAACGAAGCAUCGAUCAAAUAUAUUCAUUCUAAAAUUGAGGAACUCAGUAAACAUUCAAGCAUUUGCACAAUCGCUAUUACAGGAGAAGAUAUGUCAUUUUCAGAUGAUAAAGAUGAUAUUGUUGAUGAAGAUCAAAAGAAAGAAAAGAAAAAGAAAAAAUUUGUUUCCUUUCCACAUACUUUUGCAAAAUGUGAUUCAGUUUUCAGCAAGCCAAAGGAUUAUUCACAUUUGGUAAUAAUUUCAAAAAAAAUUAUACCCAAAGCAGAAAGAAUUACAUGGAAAGUAAACAAACCUCCAGAAAAAUGUACUCCAGAUCCUAAUUCCACAAAACAAUGGGAGGAUAUCUUUCCAAAUGCAGUUUGUGUUAAUAAAACACCAUGGGUUUUAUUUUACCCCCAGAGAUAUGCCAUUGAAUAUCGUUCAACAAAAGAUAUUCCAAAUAUUCCAAAUCGAAGAAAUCAAAUUAUCAAAUUAUUAGAAUUCGCUCCAAUAAUUGAAGAAUUCAGCAAGAAAUGUGUAGAUGGACAAAAUCUUAUCAAUGAUGUUAAUCUAGAAAUUACAAUUACAGGCACUUGA
Trichomonas vaginalis G3 is the source of this 795-nucleotide messenger RNA. RefSeq names its product helicase protein. The transcript has a single exon. Lineage: Eukaryota; Parabasalia; Trichomonadida; Trichomonadidae. Bases 1 to 795 code for a protein of 264 amino acids. The record is from RefSeq and is a predicted model, not a curated record.